AUGCAAUUUGAGCAGGAGUAUCCAGAAGCCGUCCAUGCCAUUGUUCAUCAGUAUUACGUGGACGACAUGCUGAUCAGUGCUGAGACAGUGGAGAAUGCAAUCCAGCUGGCGACGGAUGUGAAGAGAAUCCACGAAUCUGGUCGGUUUGAAAUACGAAAUUGGGUGUCCAGCUCAUCGCCGGUAGGUACUGCGCUAGACGGAGAAGAAACCGAGGAGAAAAACCUGAGCAUUGGAGAAGCAGAUACCACUGAAAAAGUGCUCGGAAUGUGGUGGAAUACUGCAGCGGACUGCUUUACAUACAAGCUGUCUUCCCGCCAUGAAACUGACCUGCUGUCUGGGCGUAAACGGCCUACAAAGCGCGAAGUGCUGAGGCCGAUCAGUCACUUCCUGAUGUUUCUCCGAAGCCUACUGCAGGAGAUCUAG
This is a messenger RNA of Sabethes cyaneus, 423 nucleotides long. RefSeq lists its product as uncharacterized. Lineage: Eukaryota; Metazoa; Arthropoda; Insecta; Diptera; Culicidae. The record is from RefSeq and is a predicted model, not a curated record. Bases 1 to 423 code for a protein of 140 amino acids. The transcript has a single exon.